Loxodonta africana (African savanna elephant) is the source of this 457-nucleotide messenger RNA. It is a transcript of the gene LY6G5C, whose product is annotated as lymphocyte antigen 6 family member G5C. Gene Ontology annotation, cellular component: external side of plasma membrane. The coding region runs from base 8 to 457 and encodes 149 amino acids. The transcript is spliced from 3 exons. Lineage: Eukaryota; Metazoa; Chordata; Mammalia; Proboscidea; Elephantidae. The record is from RefSeq and is a predicted model, not a curated record.
GGCAGUCAUGCAUUUCAUGGCAGGCUGUGCAGGUAGCCGGAGUCUUGGGCUCCUGGGUCUCCGCAGCACCUCCCAAGGCCUAUGCAUGGUGCUCUUAUUAGUGCUGGUAAUGAAGAGCUUGGUGUUUGGUAAGUUUGCUGUCAAUCGGGAAGCUUCGCCUCCACUUCAGCUCCCCAAAUAUCUGCGCUGUUAUCGAUGCCUCUUUGAGACCAAGGAGUUGGGGUGCCUUCUGGGUUCUGACACCUGCCUUGCUCCACGUGGCGGCAGCUGCAUCACACUCCACAUAAAGAACAGCAGUAGUACUGACAUCAUGGUGAGUGACUGCCGCCGCAAGGAACAGAUGAGUGACUGCUCAUAUACUCGAACUUCUCCGGUGUUUGGCUUCUGGAUAUACUCUCGAUGCUGCUUCCUGGAUUUCUGCAAUGACCCUCAGAGCAGAGCCAUCUAUAAUCCUUAG